Messenger RNA from Didymella exigua CBS 183.55, 1744 nucleotides. RefSeq lists its product as uncharacterized. The record is from RefSeq and is a predicted model, not a curated record. NCBI's taxonomy places the organism in Eukaryota, Fungi, Ascomycota, Dothideomycetes, Pleosporales, Didymellaceae. The transcript has 2 exons. Bases 113 to 1477 code for a protein of 454 amino acids.
CAGAACCUCUGGCUGGAAUUUUGUUCUGUCGAUCUAUCUCGGAAUUGCCCUACACCCAUGUGUUAUCUCUCCGUAAGGUGUCGUAAGGACGAGCCAGCAUAAUCAUAGCACGAUGGUGUCUGCUUAUUUCAACACACCGCCGGCCAACGAACUCGACGAACGGAUCGUUGCAGGAAUAUUGCUCCUUGCCGGCCUGGCCCCUAAUAUUAAAGAUCCCAAAGAUGGAGUCACAAUUCCACCUCUCCGUCCGACGGAGAAUUACCACUUCGAGACAAAAGGCCCAGGUAUCAUAGCCGCGCUCUCAGUGUGUAUGGUUAUUCUCACGGUUGUCACCUUCCUAAGGCUGGGCAUUCGAUUAUUCGUCCAUGGGGUCCGUUUCGGUGCCGAUGACUGGCUCAUCAUUCCAGCGUAUCUCCUCUCCAUGGCGUACCCAGCGCUUCAGAUCGCUAUGGUCCAGUACGGCGGGGCCGGAAAGCACUUCUACGACAUCACUUAUCAAGAGUAUCGCCAUUACAAAUAUCUCGCACCGUCAGCCGCGACUGUGUUCUACGUCUAUGUGGGACUUCUCAAGAUGAGCAUUGCAUUAUUCAACAUUCGACUCACAACCCUUACAACAAGGUUUUGGAAGAAUGUUAACUGGGCAUUUUUCGUCAUAUGUGCAGCCUACACCUUCGCAGCGCUGUUUCUGAACGUCUUUAAGUGCAACCCUCAGUACGCGAGUUUCGACUUGCUUCGAAUCGCCGAGUCGGGCAAGGUACCGAAAUGUCUGUCCGUCAAUUCCAUGAACAGCAUCCUUCGCCUGAACCUCGCUCUGGACUUCACCGCUCUCGCCAUCCCGGUGAUUGUACUAUGGAAGGUUCAGCUGAGCUGGAAGAAGAAGGCUCGCAUCUUCGGCCUGCUGUCCAUCGGUCUGAUUGCUUGCAUCGCCUCAGUAAUGACCCUUGUCUCGCAGUAUACGUUGGAGAAGGAUCCGCUGUGGAAUUACACGACUCUACUUGCCAUGAUCAUGCUCGAGCUAGUAGUCAGCCUCAUCGCGGCUUGUGCUCCUACUCUUUCCUAUCUCCUCCCGCGCUCCAUGUACUCGAAGCAUUAUGCAUCCAACAGCGCUAGCAAAACGAUAGGGCAGAAGUCAGCCACUGGCUUCGGCUCGCGACUGUCGAAAAAUGACCACGCCUUGCGGGUACGUCCUGUAAAUGGGGAAGAUGGAGACAGCGAAGAGGAGGAACGUCGCAUCAUCGUGAAGGAGGACAUUGAGAUGGAAUGGCAGGGUAACAGACGCAGCGGUGUUCACGUUUCGCAAGUAAGCGAUCGUUCAGGCGAUGAUGGUAGUCUAACAAGCUGGUGUGAUGAUCAUAAGACCGGCGCUGUGAUCUAUGACGGCCGUCAGCACGGAGAGAGCACGAGAGCUUGGGUGAGUACGGACUUGUCAGGAAGGAAUGGCCCUGGUCGUGGGACCCGCCCGGGACACGCGAUAUGAAAUAUGUACACUGAUUGAGGUCUUGCUAUUCUAUUAUCUUGUUAUCGCUAAAACCAAGUAGUGGUUGAAUGAACGGUACUGUCCAUAUUCCAGCUUGCUGUUCAGAACUACGUUGGAUCUUAGCAUGCCAACACACAGUGCUCUGAGAUGCUGUUGUAAUAGCCCAACAAACUGCGCAGGUCCUACUGUUCUUUUUCUCACUUUUGUAUAACCUCUUCAGCCACGGCAGCACAAAGCUCAACCUUCACUCCCGCACCACUGAGCACG